ACUAUUUUUGAUUAAAUGCAGUUCACUUUGCACAGACAUCUUUCGUCUUCGAAGAUGCGACUACGAUGAGAAUUGCGAUUUUUAGCUGUGAUUUUAUUAAAAUAUGACACUACCAUAAUCAGAUCAUCAAAUAAACAGGAUUACAGAUGACUUACAGAUAUCUAUCCUGUCAGAAACGUCGUGAGCCAAACGUGCAUUGAAAUAAAACGUUUGAAACGAUUGAAACCGUUACAGUUGGCAGUUAGAGCGACGCCGAGAACAGGGAAUCUAGCCACCAGGCCCUCGUUGUUUACGACGCUGAAUUUCUCUGAACCGCCAUUAUUUGGUCGUGUGGUGUUUGGGGAUCAUAAUCUGUUAUCAACAAGUAAUAAAGUGCAUGCAAGAUGAGAAUGUGGCGUAGUUAAUGACACCGUGUUUCGGGUAUAAUUCGCGACACUCUACUAUCUUUAAUUAAUAAUAAACAGUCAGUGUAUCGAGGGCUUCUGAAUCGCUCUGACGCCUGUUGGAAUUAUCGUCUACAGGACGUGAAACCGCUUUAUUUGAUAGCCUGCGAAUGCAAGCUAUAAGUAUACCUGCAAUCCGAAAGAUUUGGGAAUGCAUCUUGACGUCCUACCAUCUUCACAGCCAAUUAGAUGACUACGAUUUCCCGCCUAAUUUUUACUAGAUCUUUAGGGAUACUUAAAAUUAACAUUAGGAAAAUGAGCGGGGCAAUGGAAAAUGGGGCUGGCGAUGCUGCCUCAAAGAAAAAAACUAUCGAGGGAAUUUAUCAAAAAAAGUCGCAGUUGGAACACAUAUUAUUGCGACCUGAUACAUAUAUCGGCUCUGUGGAACCGGUGCGCGAAUUAAUGUGGAUAUAUGACAAGGAAAGUGAAAUGAUGGUGCAAAAAGAGAUAUCUUAUGUUCCUGGACUGUAUAAAAUAUUUGAUGAAAUCCUGGUAAAUGCAGCAGACAAUAAACAAAGGGAUGCAAAGAUGGAUACUAUUAAAAUUGACAUAGAUUCUGACAACAACACGAUAUCAGUAUGGAACAAUGGCCAGGGAAUUCCAGUGGUAAUUCAUAAAGAGGAAAAAAUGUUUGUACCUACAAUGAUCUUUGGACACCUUCUGACAUCCUCAAACUAUGAUGACAAAGAAGAGAAGGUGACCGGAGGUAGGAACGGCUAUGGUGCCAAAUUGUGCAAUAUUUUCAGUCACCGAUUCACCGUUGAAACCGCUUCGAAUGAAUACAAAAAGUCGCUGAAACAGACGUGGGGGAACAAUAUGGGAAAAGCCAGUGAACCUAGGGUCAAAGAGUUUACAGGGCGAGACUUCACAAAAGUUACAUUCUCGCCAGAUUUAUCAAAAUUUGGAAUGGAGGCUCUUGACAAAGAUAUAGUAUCACUGAUGACACGGAGAGCUUACGAUGUUGCAGCUUCUACUAGAGGAGUGCAAGUGUAUCUCAAUGGAACUAAAAUACCAGUCAAAUCUUUCAAAGAUUACGUAGAUCUAUUUGUGAAGGGCAAAGAGGACGACAUUGGCAACGCCUUGAAAGUUGUUUAUGAAAAUUGUGGACCCAGAUGGGAAGUCGCUAUAACUUUAUCUGACAAAGGAUUUCAGCAGAUGUCCUUUGUAAACAGUAUCGCUACUACAAAGGGAGGUCGACAUGUGGAUCAUGUCACCGAUGCCAUUGUGAAACAGCUCAUGGAUACCUUAAAAAAAAAGAAUAAGGGUGGAUUAGCUAUCAAACCGUUCCAAAUAAAGAACCAUUUAUGGAUAUUUGUCAAUUGUCUCAUCAACAAUCCAACGUUCGACUCGCAAACGAAAGAAAAUAUGACUCUGCAAGCUAAAAACUUUGGAUCAAAAUGUACUUUACCGGAUAAAUUUAUUAUUAGUGUCACAAAGAUUGGUAUCGUUGAGGCAGUGUUAUCUUGGGCAAAGUUUAAAGCUGAUACUCAGCUGCAGAAACUUGGACCUAAAACCAAACAACGUAAACUCCAAGGUAUUCCAAAGUUAGAGGAUGCCAAUGACGCCGGCACAGUUAGAUCGCUGGAUUGUACCUUAAUUCUGACAGAGGGAGAUUCAGCCAAGGCAAUGGCAGUUUCUGGACUAUCUAGCAUUGGCAGAGAUAAAUACGGAAUCUUCCCACUGAGAGGUAAAUUAUUAAAUGUCAGAGAAGCAACGCACAAACAGAUUCUUGAGAAUGCUGAAAUUAACAAUUUGAUAAAAAUUCUUGGUCUCCAAUAUAAGAAAAAAUACGAAACUAGAGAUGACAUGAAAAGUCUUCGUUAUGGCAAACUAAUGAUCAUGACAGAUCAGGAUCAGGAUGGUUCACAUAUCAAAGGAUUAUUGAUAAACUUCAUACACCAUAAUUGGCCGUCGUUACUCCGAAAUAAUUUUAUUGAAGAAUUUAUAACGCCAAUUGUGAAAGCUACAAAAGGAAGCCAGGUAUUCUCGUUUUUUUCUUUACCUGAAUUCGAAGAGUGGAAAAAAGAAACUGCCAACUUUCAUACGUACAGGAUCAAAUACUACAAAGGUUUGGGUACGUCUACUGCCAAGGAGGCAAAAGAGUACUUCGACAAUAUAGCCAGACACAGAAUACGCUUUAGAUACGAUGGUGAGCAGGAUGACCAGAAUAUAAUAAUGGCAUUCAGUAAAAAGUGUUGCGAUCAGAGAAAGGAUUGGCUCACAAGUCACAUGGAAGAGACAAAGAGACGCAAAGAGAUAGGGCUUGGUGAAAAAUAUUUAUAUGAAAAGGAUACUCGCACUGUAACUUUCUCGGAUUUCAUCAACGUCGAGCUGGUUCUGUACAGUAAUUAUGACAACGUCCGUUCAAUUCCCAGUGCAAUCGAUGGAUUGAAACCUGGACAAAGAAAAGUAAUGUACACAUGUAUGAAACGUAACGAUAAACGUGAAAUUAAGGUAGCACAGCUGGCUGGUUCAGUUGCCGAACAAUCUGCUUAUCAUCACGGCGAAGUCUCUCUUAUGUCAACCAUAGUUAAUUUGGCGCAAAAUUUUGUGGGUAGUAAUAACAUUAACUUGCUCCAACCAAUCGGUCAAUUUGGAACCAGGCUCAUAGGAGGAAAAGAUUCAGCCAGUCCUCGUUAUAUUUUUACAAUGCUCAGCCCAUUGACAAGGUUCAUUUUUCACAAAAACGACGAUCCACUUCUUACUUACGAAUAUGAUGACAAUCAAAAGAUUGAGCCUGUAUAUUAUGUCCCUGUCAUACCUAUGGUUUUGGUCAAUGGAGCAGAUGGUAUUGGUACAGGGUGGAUGACAAAAAUCCCGAAUUACAACCCUAGAGAUAUUAUCGAAAACCUCCACAGGAUGAUCGAUGGAGGUGAAAUGAAACCCAUGUUGCCUCACUACAAAAAUUUCAAAGGCACGAUAGAAAGAUUCGGAGAUCGACACGUGGUCAGUGGUGAAAUUUCUGUCAUAGGCCCUGAUAGAGUUGAAAUUACAGAAUUACCCAUUGGAACAUGGACACAAACAUACAAGGAAUCUGUUUUAGAACCUAUGCUGCACGGUUCGGAUAAAGUACCAGCUGUUAUAACUGAUUAUAAGGAAUACAACACCGACGUCGAAGUCCGUUUCAUCGUCUUCAUGAACAGAGAUAAAUUAGUUGAGAUGGAGCGAGAUGGUCUCCAUAAAGCUUUCAAAUUACAAACCACGAUGAGUAGUACAUCUAUGUGUGCGUUUGAUGCUGAACGAUGCCUUAGGAGAUAUGAUCAAGUCGAGACUAUCAUGAAAGAUUUUUUCAAACUCCGAACAGAGUUCUAUCUCAAGCGUAAAGCUUAUAUGGAGGGUAUACUUCAAGUCGAAGCUACUAAACUCUCUAAUCAAGCCAGAUUUAUAUUGGAAAAAUGUGAUGGUGAUUUAGUGAUUGAAAAUAAAAAGAAGAAAGAAAUGAUUGCCGAACUGGUGAGACGAGGCUACGACUCAGAUCCUGUAGUAGCUUGGAAACUUAGACAAAACAGAGAGGAAGCGUUGGAAGAGAUACUCCAAAAUGCGAAUGAAGAAAAUAGCGAUGAUACAAGCGUUCCCGUUGAAAAAGAAAACUAUGAUUAUCUUCUGGGAAUGACAAUGUGGAACCUGACCAAAGAAAAAAAAGACGAGUUGUUACGUCAAAGAGAUGAUAAAAUUGCAGAACUUAAACGAUUGCAACAGCGGACACCUGUCUCACUUUGGAAAGAAGAUCUUGACAAUCUCUCUGCCGAACUUAACAAGGUUGAAGAAAAGGAAAGAAAAGAGGAAGAAAAAUCCAAAAAAGGAGUAAAAAAACCGCCGACCAAAAUUUUCAAAUCUGAAGAUGUUCGUCGUAUCUUACCGACCAUUGAUGAUGAUUUAAAAAAAAAGAUGUCAAAAGCGAGUGAAGUUGCUAAGGAUAAGAAGAUUGCGCUCAAAAAAUUAGUAAAGGUAAAGAAAGAGAGUGUGGAUGAGAAAGAUGAAUUUGAUCUACUGGUCGAUAAUAACGCCAAGCCACUUGAAGACAGAGUCGGUAACAGUCCUGAUAAAGUGGAAAAGAAGGUUGGGGCUAAAAAAGCUUCAAGACAAACGACGUUGUCUUUUAAAGCAGUGAAAGAGGAAAAGGUGAAGAAAGAAAAGGUAGGUGCUGAUACUGGUGAAGAUGGUAGCGAAAUUGAUUUCGAAAGUAUAUCACCACCUCCCAGGGCGCGAGAACCUCGUAAAACCACUAAAGUUAAUAUCAAUUAUUCAUUGGACAGUGACGAAGAGUCAAAUCACCAAAAUGCACACGAACUUUUUAGUGACGAUUCUGAACCAGAAGUGAAACCAAAGGUUAAGGUAGUCACAAUAGAAAGUGACUCUGACGAAGACAUGAGCACAACGAAACCGAAAAAGACAGAGCCAGAAGUGAACUACAAUGACGUAUUCGAUUCCUUGAUUGCUGAUACUCCACCGAAAACGACCAAAUCAAAACCUGUCAUUUCAUCCAGCGAAGAUUCUCCUGUCAAAGCCACUCCACCUAAAAAAAACACAGUCAAGAAAAAGGCCGAAAAUGGUGGUGGUCGGGCAACAAAAAGAGUCAAGAAAAAUAUUUCAUUAUCUUCUGAAUCUGAAGAAGAGAUAUUCGUGAGUAAGAAUAAUAAACGAAAAAAAGUACCAGAGCCGGAAAGUCCGGAUACAGUUAUUUCCCGACGAGAAGUUGGCCGAAACCGUAAGCCUAUAUCAUACGCGAUCACGUCAGACGAUGAAUCUGAUUGAAGACAGUGAAACUAGAUAGUAACAAGUGUUUGUGACUAAGUGUAUUACAUGAUUUUACCGUGAACAAUUUUUAUCAGUGCCCAUAUCACAUCCGUUGAAGUAAUCUUAGCAUUCCAGUCAUCGAUCCGAGUUGCAUUCAAUUAUCCCGAAGAUGUUGAGAUGCUUAGUACGGUUCAUCCUAUGAUAGUUUGUAAUUUGGGCAGCAAUGAUACUAAAAUAAAAUUUUUGUAAAUAUUUUAAUAAUCGCACCAUAAUUUUAUUAUUGAAUAAUAUUAAUGACAAGUAUUUGUAAUUGGAGACAAAAAAAAAACCAUUAGAAAAAAUAGAAACGUUACGAACGCGUUAGAUAUGAAAGACAAGAUUCUAGCGUAUCUAAGUAGAACUAUCAAUCAAGCCAUAAUUAGCGUACCUUAAUGAAGAAGUCGCGUGCGUUAAUUGAAAUUUAUAUCUUUUUACUAUACCGUUUUCUAUUUUAAUGUCAACGAAUCUAAACAAUAAUUACUUUAUUUCGAAUAAUAAUUUAUCAAAUAUUUCUUAGUCGCAUUCAUAGCCACAGUCCGACAGAGAUUUAUUUGUUUUGAUUUUAGAUUAAAGGAGAAAAAAAAAAAUAGUAAUAUUUACGAAAAAAAAGGUCAAUUUGAUACUAACAAAUAUUAAGUAACUGCUUACAACAGUAAACGUGCCUUUCCAAGUACGGAUAUUAGUUACGGAAAGAACUCGUCAAGCAUAUCUAAUUCCUUGGAUGGACAGACUGCUUGCUAAAAGAAAUAAAUAGAUAAUUAUUAGGAUGAUUUCAUCGAAUCUUCUAGAGAAAUGAUUAAGUAAAAUAUGAAAUGAUGAUUUUUAUUCGAAUAUGGUUUGCUUUUUUUUCUUUUAAACGAUUUUACAGUAACGGAGUAUCAAUGCAAUUUAGAUACUAUGUCAUUAGCGAAUUAUCUUAAAAAAAAAUUGCAAAGGGAGUAUUCGAAAAUGAUGUUGCCAAAUCAAUUGUCAGAAUAAAUACGUACUGUUUAUGUAUAACUUCUUCCAAAGUUAUAUCCUGACAUUAAAAUAACUUUCAGGUAUACAUAUUUACAUACAGAGAGAAAGAGAGAGAGACAGGGAGAUAAUCAAUUUACUAUUCUAUGGAAGAAAUUUUUAGAUGUUCCAUGAAACAGGAAGAAAAAAUAUCAUACAAAUCUAAUUUCAUUGAUUGGGUAGUGCUCAAUUGUUAAAAAUCUCAAUACGAAUUGUUCUCUAUGCUUCUCGUGAGAUUUUUAUGUGUGUAUUUUGCUUUUUUAUAUGUAUAGUAUAGCAUAAGUUACAAAACUUUAAUACAGUUGUUUUAAAAACCUAUAAAUUUGUAGCUACAACUUAAUAUCCGAUGUUGUUCCGAGUUUAUCAUUCGGGCUGAAUUGAAAUUUUUCAUAAUCCAUUUUCCAAAAAAAUUGAAAUGGUAAAAUGACUCUUUGCGGCAGAAAAAAUGAUUGUAAAAAAUGGGAAAAAAUUAAAAAACAAAAAAAGAUAAAAUUAGAAGCUCAAGCGCACUUUUCUUGUCAUGUGCUUACGUACAUGGAAUAAUUUUAAUUGACUAGUAACACGCACAUCUCGAAAUAUCCAUAAAACAAAGACCAAUAAAAAUAUAUGACCAUUUACCCAAACGAAAUAAUAAAGAGUGAAGAGGGAUCUUUGUAGAUCAAACUUACUCUUCAAAGGUUUUAACAGAGUCAUUGCGAUUAUACACAGAACUUUUUUUUAUUGCUAUUACAUUAUUCUUUUGCACACCUCACUCCCUUCUACGCAAACCAUGAGGAUCGAAAAUGGGGGCAAGAAAAGAAUAAAUUACGAAAUUAAAAAUAGAAUUAGGUGCGUUUUGGAUGAAAAAUGAAAUCCGUUAUAGUACAGUAGAUUAAAUCGUUGAUGUAUUUUGUGUGAUAAAACUGAUGACCGUCCAAUUAUAUGGAUUGAUUGUAGCAUUAUUUUACCUCUGUAGAAAACAAAAUAAAGCAACACGGAGAAAAAAA
Athalia rosae (coleseed sawfly) is the source of this 7201-nucleotide messenger RNA. RefSeq names its product DNA topoisomerase 2 (gene Top2). Lineage: Eukaryota; Metazoa; Arthropoda; Insecta; Hymenoptera; Athaliidae. Gene Ontology annotation, cellular component: nucleus. The transcript is spliced from 24 exons. Gene Ontology annotation, biological process: sister chromatid segregation; resolution of meiotic recombination intermediates; DNA topological change. The coding region runs from base 633 to 5198 and encodes 1521 amino acids. The record is from RefSeq and is a predicted model, not a curated record. Gene Ontology annotation, molecular function: ATP binding; DNA topoisomerase type II (double strand cut, ATP-hydrolyzing) activity; DNA binding.